CGGCCUACUUCAGGUUGGUGACCGACCGGGUGAUGUUACGAAACGAAGGAGAAAGUGGCUAUAAAUAUAGGUUAAACAACAGCGCAUCCAAGAUUUGAACAGGGAGAACAGGUUGGGCUUUCGAACCCUGAGAAGGAAGAAAUGGCCACAGUAGAUAGUCCAGUGGAAGUAGAAGGUGCCACAGCUGCUGCUGCUGCUACCAGUACAAGUAGUGAUGGACUCACACACUCCAUGCGCAAAAAUGGCAGGUUUGUGAACCCCUGGCCAGGUUGGGCCCUGCCCUCCUUUACAGGCUCACCAAACAUGUUCCACUUGAUGUGGAAGUUUACCACAGGCUCAGGGGACCAGAGUUCUAUUCCCAGUCAGCAGGUCCUGGACACCACCCUUCCUGUAGUAACACCAGACUUCAGCAGCCCAGUUCCAGAGGAUGGCAUGAAGGUAACAUGGCUCGGCCAUGCCUCUGUUCUCGUUCAGUUCGAAAACAUCAGCGUUCUCACCGACCCAAUCUUCAGCCAGCGCGCCGCACCGUUCCAGUUCAUGGGUCCGAAACGAUACCGCGGUCCUCCGUGUAGCGUUCAGGACCUCCCCGAUGUUGACGUGGUCGUUAUCAGCCAUAACCACUACGAUCACCUAGACUAUAACACGGUUAAGGACUUACACAAGAGGUUUGGGGAGAGACUGCGCUGGCACGUGCCACUGGGUUUGUCGCCGUGGAUGAAGAGCAUCGGGUGUGAAAACGUGGUAGAACAGGAUUGGUGGCAGGAGGAACGCGUGAAGGACCGCGACGACAUCAAAGUCGUGCUCACGCCCGCGGCGCACUGGUGCAAACGCGGUCCGACAGACGACAACCUGGUCCUGUGGGGGAGCUGGUGCGUGAUUGGACGGAGGUCUCGCUUCUUCUUUGGCGGAGACACAGGGUACUGUCACGGCUUCAAGGAGAUCGGGAAAAAGUAUGGUCCGUUCAACCUCGCAGCUAUUCCUAUAGGAGCCUAUGAACCAAGGUGGUUUAUGAAGAGCCAACAUGUGUGUCCUGAAGAAGCUGUUCAGAUUCACAUGGAUGUUGAGGCCAGGAUGUCACUAGGCAUCCACUGGGGAACCUUCAAACUCAUUUCCACAUCAUUCGAGGGCUACUUGGAGCCAAGGUCAAAGGUUAAGGAAGCCAUGGAGGCCAAGGGGUUAAAGGUCGAGGACUUCUUCACACUGGACCAUGGCGGGUCAAGGGUCAUUCCCAUUCCACAGGCUGACCCCAGCAUUGAGAAGGAGACAGCCACAUAGAGAGGUCACAUAGUAAGGGUUGUCAUACUGAUACAGGGCUCGAAAUACAGCACAAUAUGCACAAUGCGCUUUGUAUAGGACUUAGGAUGGUAAACAAUUUUUGCAUCCAUCAAGAAAAAGGCAAAGAUAUAAUAUUCAUCAUUAUGCAUAACUGGCCUAAGAAAUGACUGAUCAUAGAAAAAUCAGCACCUUUUAAAAGACUUUCAAUCCUUCAAUCCUUUCAAACAAUCCUGGUAGCAUACCUUUAUACUGCAGCGUGGAAGCAUGUAGAUAACAAUUUGGAAGUUCUGUAAAUAUAGAGGUGAAACUCUGCAAAGCUUGACACUGUUGAAUGCUACUUAAAUGUUGCAUGAGAUUAUAAUUAGUGCCUAUUGCCUAUUCUACAAUACUGUCAUUAUAAAAGUACAAGCAUGAUUUGUCUAUACAGGAUGAUCUCAAUAAGAGAAACUGCAAUUUUUAAUGAUUUUACUCUUUAAAGUUUUUACUUCUUAUCAAUAAAGGACAUGAUACAUUCCCACUGAA
Molecule: messenger RNA, 1797 nt
Organism: Branchiostoma belcheri (Belcher's lancelet)
Lineage: Eukaryota; Metazoa; Chordata; Leptocardii; Amphioxiformes; Branchiostomatidae
Product: N-acyl-phosphatidylethanolamine-hydrolyzing phospholipase D-like
Exons: 6
Coding region: 142-1275 (377 amino acids)
Biological process (GO): N-acylethanolamine metabolic process; N-acylphosphatidylethanolamine metabolic process
Cellular component (GO): membrane-bounded organelle; cytoplasm
Molecular function (GO): zinc ion binding; N-acylphosphatidylethanolamine-specific phospholipase D activity
Source: RefSeq, a predicted model, not a curated record